Messenger RNA from Alosa alosa (allis shad), 1362 nucleotides. RefSeq names its product glucose-induced degradation protein 8-B homolog. The transcript has 5 exons. The record is from RefSeq and is a predicted model, not a curated record. Gene Ontology annotation, cellular component: cytoplasm; nucleus. The coding region runs from base 94 to 780 and encodes 228 amino acids. Gene Ontology annotation, molecular function: protein binding. Gene Ontology annotation, biological process: proteasome-mediated ubiquitin-dependent protein catabolic process; positive regulation of canonical Wnt signaling pathway. NCBI's taxonomy places the organism in Eukaryota, Metazoa, Chordata, Actinopteri, Clupeiformes, Clupeidae.
AGUGAUUAAAUCUCGUGUGCAAGUCUCGCGAGUGUUUGGAUACGGCCCUGCUGUAUAGCUGAAGAAAACAUUUUCAGUGCAGGACACAUCACAAUGAGUUAUGCAGACAAGCCGGAUGAUAUGACUAGAGAGGAGUGGAUGGAGAAGAUCAACAAUGUUCACAUUCAGCGAGCAGAUAUGAACAAACUCAUCAUGAAUUACCUCGUGACAGAGGGUUUCAAGGAAGCUGCAGAGAAGUUUCGCAUGGAGUCAGGAAUCGAACCCACCCUAGACUUGGACUCCCUAGAUGAGAGGAUAAAGAUUCGAGAGAUGAUCCUGAAGGGGCAAAUUCAAGAAGCCAUUGCCUUGUUAAACAGCCUCCACCCAGAACUACUGGAUACAAACCGUUACCUUUACUUCCAUCUCCAGCAGCAGCAUCUGAUUGAGCUGAUACGUCUGCGGGAGACGGAGGCUGCACUGGAGUUUGCUCAGUCUCAUUUGGCGGAGCAGGGCGAGGAGAGCCGUGAGUGCCUGACAGAGAUGGAGCGCACUCUGGCUCUGCUGGCUUUUGACAACCCAGAGGAGUCUCCCUUUGGCGAUCUGCUCAACAUGAUGCAACGGCAGAAAGUGUGGAGUGAGGUGAAUCAAGCAGUGCUGGACUAUGAGAAUAGAGAAUCAACGCCUAAGCUCGCAAAACUCCUGAAACUCCUGCUUUGGGCACAGAAUGAACUGGACCAAAAGAAGGUGAAGUACCCCAAAAUGACCGACCUCAGCAAAGGGACCAUUGAGGACCCCAAGUAAAACACAGUACAAGUUGUGCGAACUUACUGUGGAGAACAACAUGGACUCCAUUGCUCCCCCAUUUUAUUUAUACACAGUCCGUGACUGAACCUUAACUAUCUUUUGUGAUUGCUAUUUCAGAGACUAUGAGUUCAACAUGAGAUUGUGAACUGGAUUUUUUUUAAUGUUGAAAAGUGACUUGCUGAAUAUGAAUGGCCAAAAUAGAAACACCUGUAUGCUGCAACAUUGGUGACCUUCAAUUUCAUGAUGUUUGUAGAUCUGUAGGUGGAUUUGGUUUCACUGUUUGCUCUGUACUUUUCUAGUACUGUUUCUGGAAAUGUAAGGAAACCAAUCAGUGGACUGUUUAAGCCUAAAUUAGGCUCCUUAUGAAGAGUGAAGAUGCCCUGUGUCCACUGAUCAGAUGAAGCACUGUACACAAAACAGUACUUUGAAUAUGUCAGAGGUUGAAUGUAUUUGAGUUUAAUAUUGAUGGAAACCAACUGGUUGUGUUUGCUUUUUGAAAUUUUCUAUUUUAUAAAUGUAAUAUUAAGGGUGAAUAUCGGGAACAGCUGCCUGUGAAUAUUUAUAAACAUGUUAUUGCAU